Molecule: messenger RNA, 732 nt
Organism: Megalopta genalis
Lineage: Eukaryota; Metazoa; Arthropoda; Insecta; Hymenoptera; Halictidae
Source: RefSeq, a predicted model, not a curated record
UGCUUCAAUUAAAACCUGGAGAUAGCCUCGCUACGUAAACCGGAGUAUCUAUGACUCAAACAUUUAAUUGAAUUAUUCAAAAUUAAAUGCAUAAUAGAGAGGUACCUAUAUCGUGUUGUAAGACGAAUGGCGAAUUGACCUGCACGAGAGCGUAUAAUGACUAAGCAAAUUUUUCCUGAAAGCGUAAAAGCUAGCGGAAAAUCGAAGCCUCGGUGGCUGCUCGAUGUUGGAACUUGAGAAAUUUCAUCAUUUGGGAAACCUAUGGAUGGAAAGCGUUCUAUAAAAAUGGAUCCUCUUUCACCUGGCCCCUGUUUAGAUAUUAGUGACGAUGAACUGGUGACUAUAUCAGUCAGAGAUUUGAAUAGGCAACUUAAAUUACGUGGUUUAUCAAGGGAAGAAAUAGUACGUAUGAAACAACGUAGACGUACGUUAAAGAACAGAGGAUAUGCAGCCAGUUGCCGCAUUAAGAGAAUUGAACAGAAGGAUGAGUUAGAGUCAGAGAAGUCACAGGAAUACCGGGAUAUGGAAACUAUGCAAGAUGACAAUAACCGCAUGAGAGAGGAAGUAGAGUCUUGGCACUCAAAAUACCAAGCAUUGAAGAAAUUUGCAGCAGAGAAGAAGAUUCACAUUCCACCAGAAUUGGAAACUAUUUAAAAUAGAUCACAAUGCUUGAUGCACUGGGAAGUGACAAAAGUAUUGAAUAAUUAAUAAAUCUAUAUGAAAUUUACAUAA